GGAAAGAAAGGAAGGGGAGGGGCGAGGCUGAACGGAAUGUGGGAAUGUGAAAGUGAAAUUGACUUCGCGGCGAGCCGAAAACGAGGCGUCUUUUCUUCUCCCGCGGACCCAUCGCUGCACCCCGGACACCAUGGCCAAAUUCUGCACCGCCAACAUCCGAGUCCCCAAAGAGACGCGCGAGAAGAUGGCUCUUUUUAGAGAAUCACUUUUGAAAGAGGGUGAAGAAUUUCUUUUCACAUUUUUACCUACAAAAAUAUUUCAAUUGGAUAAGUUUCUUAAGGAAAAUUCGCUAAAUGUUCAAGAUUUGACUACUCUUAAAGCUCCUUUGGAGAUCCCUAUUCCAGACCCCCCACCCAAAGAAGAUGAGAUGGAUACAGAAAAAGAGGAAAAGGAAGCUCCAAAAUGUGGCUAUCUCAAAGGAAAUGAGGUUCUCAUUUCACUUCUGGAUCGUGUGAAACCUGAAGUUCGUGAGUUUAAAGAAAAGUGCAUUUUGGUCACGACCUGGAUCCAGUUCAUGAUCCCCAAAAUUGAGGAUGGCAACGACUUCGGGGUUGCAGUUCAGGAGAAAGUGCUGGAACGUAUCACAGCGCUGAAGACCAAAGCUGACGCUUUCCAAACCACCAUUGCUAAAUAUUUUUUGGAGCGUGGCGAUGCGGUCGCCAAGGCUUCCAAAGACACUCAUGUGAUGGAUUACCGGUGUUUGGUUCAUGAACGUGAUGAAGCCAUUUACCGAGAAUUGCAGAUUAUGGUGCUUGAUAUCCGUGGAUUUUAUGCUGAGCUGUACCACAUCCUAAGCAAAAACUUGGAGAAAUUGACCAACCCCAAGGGCGAAGAAAAGCCAUCCAUGUACUAACAGGGAAAGAGGCAUUUAAGGGAAAACAGGCAAGGGAUGUUAUGGGGGUCAGUUUACGCUAAUAAUAGAAUUUGCCAGAAUCCGUGACCGCCGUUCCUUGCAGGGGGAGCUCAAUUUAACUUUUUCUGUUUUUUGGGGCGGGGGGCGGGGUUGUUGGGCAAACAUAAAAAUACAGGAUUAAAAAGAGAUCCGAAAUAUUUAGAACCCAGAAGAAGGGAGAUGUCUGGGAAGGGAGCAAAUAGGGUAACAAAAUAAAAUGUUUCAAUCAA
This is a messenger RNA of Pseudonaja textilis, 1122 nucleotides long. RefSeq names its product proteasome activator subunit 2 (gene PSME2). Gene Ontology annotation, molecular function: endopeptidase activator activity. The record is from RefSeq and is a predicted model, not a curated record. Gene Ontology annotation, biological process: regulation of G1/S transition of mitotic cell cycle; positive regulation of endopeptidase activity; regulation of proteasomal protein catabolic process. Lineage: Eukaryota; Metazoa; Chordata; Lepidosauria; Squamata; Elapidae. Gene Ontology annotation, cellular component: nucleoplasm; proteasome activator complex; cytoplasm.